This is a messenger RNA of Chaetura pelagica (chimney swift), 967 nucleotides long. RefSeq names its product calcineurin-like phosphoesterase domain containing 1 (gene CPPED1). NCBI's taxonomy places the organism in Eukaryota, Metazoa, Chordata, Aves, Apodiformes, Apodidae. The coding region runs from base 1 to 921 and encodes 306 amino acids. The record is from RefSeq and is a predicted model, not a curated record. The transcript is spliced from 4 exons. Gene Ontology annotation, molecular function: hydrolase activity.
AUGGCCGUGAGCAGGCGCUGCCCUCGCCCCGGGGCGCUCCGCACAGAUGAUGAGUACCAAUGGAAGGGGCCCUUCUACUUUAUCCAAGGAGCAGAUCCUCAGUUUGGACUUACGAAAGCUUGGGCAGUUGGAGACACUAACAAUGGUGAUGAUGAAUGGGGAGAAGAAAUCAAACUAGCAGAGCAAGCAGUGCAGGCCAUUAACAAACUAAACCCUAAACCCAAGUUCUUUGUGCUGUGUGGAGACCUUAUUCAUGGAAUGCCAGGAACUAAAUGGAGAAAGGACCAGGAGCAAGAUUUAAAGAAUGUUCUGAAGAACACUGACCAGGACAUCCCAUUGGUAUUUGUCAGUGGAAAUCACGAUAUUGGCAACACUCCAACCAGAGAGACGAUAGAGAAUUAUUGCAAGAACUGGGGGGAUGACUACUUCAGCUUCUGGGUUGGAGGCGUUUUCUUCCUUGUGCUGAAUUCUCAGUUAUACUUUGAUUCUUCCAAAUGCCCGGAGUUAAAGCAAGCCCAGGAUGUGUGGCUCAAUGAGCAACUGGCUGUUGCUGAAAAAUAUAAAUGCAAGCAUAUAAUAGUAUUUCAGCACAUCCCUCUGUUUCUGAGGAAACCUGAUGAAGACCAUGAUUAUUUCAACUUCGAUAAAUCAGUUCGUCAAGAGAUAAUGGACAAAUUUCAUAAAGCAGGCAUUAAAGCUGUAUUUUCUGGACAUUACCAUAGGAAUGCUGGAGGGUCCUACAAAGGCCUGCAAAUGGUGGUUUCAUCAGCAAUAGGAUGUCAGCUGGGAGAAGAUACCCACGGACUUCGAGUGGUUGUUGUCACAGAUGAAAAGAUUGUUCAUAAAUACUACAGUUUAAAUGAACUGGGCAGCAAAGGCAUAGAGAGAGAACUGCUAGAUAUGCUUGCAAACCAAAAGUAGACUAUGCCAAAUUAUGUGUUUUUUCCUCCAUGUUAGACAAAUAGGA